Messenger RNA from Oncorhynchus masou masou (cherry salmon), 5338 nucleotides. RefSeq names its product specifically androgen-regulated gene protein-like. The transcript is spliced from 4 exons. Lineage: Eukaryota; Metazoa; Chordata; Actinopteri; Salmoniformes; Salmonidae. Bases 149 to 1672 code for a protein of 507 amino acids. The record is from RefSeq and is a predicted model, not a curated record.
GGCAGGCAACAGGUGGACGGACAAGCCCUGCACAAUUGAUGGAGGGGUUAUUAGCACAAAUCCUGUAAAAUUGCAACAAAUUACAGAGAGAGAGAAAGGUUUUCUACUACCAACUUCUAUUACUACCUUGGACUCCUUCAUCCUUACAAUGCCUAAGAGUGACACAUGGCCGGGUGGUGUCGCCAUAGAGACAAUGACUGGCAUAGACAGUGCAGGCAGCUGUGACAGUGUUGUCAGCAUGAACUCUGGAUUUAGUGACGAUAGCUUUGAGCACCUGUCUGCUGAGGAGAGGGCAUGUCUCAUGUUCUUGGAAGAGACCAUAGAGUCCCUAGAGACUGAGGAGGACAGUGGACUAUCCAAUGAUGAGCCUGACCGCCUGCCCAUCCCUGGCAAUGUGGCCACCAAGAUGGCCCACCUCUCUGCCUCCAUGGGCCAAAACAAACUCAACAAUGUAUCAAAAUAUCCCAGAGAGCAGAACGGUUACCUGGUUCCUACUCCAUUCAUCCUGGCCAACAGCACCUCCUGCAUCCUGCCAAAGGCUAGGCCAGGCAUACCCCAAGAUAAGGAGAACUCUCUCUCAAAGCCCCAGGUCACUGCCUUGGACAACAUGCCAUGUCAGGGCAACCACCCUUGUUUACCCCCUGAGGUCAAUGUUGUUGUGAUUCCCCCUCCGUCAAAGCUCAAAGACUACCCUGGUCAGAGACCACCUCCUUCACCCAGAGGCCCUCUGUCCUAUGAAGCCCUAGUGCAGCUGAGGAAGAGUGCCUCCAUGAAGAGAACUCCUCAAAGUCCCACAGCUGAGACCAGAGACUGGAACAGGCAGCCCUCUGCGUCAGACAUACCUAUUCACCCACAUCAUGGAAGCACACCCAGAGGCUGCUCAGUCACCCCAGCCCAGGGGAUACUCCCCCGGGAGCCCAGCAAGCACAAGGCCAGUCCUCCAGUUGUGUUCCCAAAACCCCCCAAAAUCCCUUCCCACAUUGCUGUGAAUACCCAAAGGGAUACUGCUAACUCCACUACGGACUCCAGUGCCCCUUCCUUGGACUCAUUGCCCAGGGACAGGCGUUUGUCGGACCCACAGAAGGUGAGAAAUGAUGCCUUACAAAAGCUGGGGCUCCUGAGAGAUAAUAAUGAGUCCCAACCUGAGCCUGUUACGCCACUGUGCACCUCCAAAUCUCACUCCUCCUUGGAACUAACUUCAGCCCGUGUGGGAGUCAAAGCUCCACCUCAUGGUAACCCAACAAGAAGCCAGCCCUCAACUACCUCCCAGGGACCCAGAGAAUCUAACAGCAGGCCAGUAAAAAGUAGCAGCAGCUUCCUCCAUCGCUCUAGUGAGGAGCAGCCCACCGCCCCCAACUCACACCCGUCCAAACCCAGUGGGGUCAAAGCUGCCACCCUGGAGCGCUCAGGGGUGGGGCUUGGGAGCUACAUGGCCGACCAUGGGAUACAUCCCGAUCCCCGCUCCGCCACCCUGGGCAGCCAGAGGGAGGGUGGACGUUGCACCCCAUCUGCUCUCAACAAAGCCUCAGAACAGGUGAAAACAACACCCGCUGCUCAGCCAGUGUCCCCCCACAAGACCCUGCACUGUCCAGGCUUCAGUGUGGUGAUGAUGCCCAGCAUGGGAGAAGACAGACGAGAGGCACUUAGGAAGCUGGGGCUGCUGAAAGACUAGGCCCGGAGAGAAGGCUGCCAAAAUAUCUGCCCAGUGGAUAAACAGAUAUACAGAGGGUAUCAAAUGAAACAGACUUCCACCACCUUCAGGAGGGAAGCAGAAAAAAGUGGGGAUUGAACCAAUUUCUGUAAAUAUUUUGAGCAUUGACAAUGCUGGCUUUUCAGGAACGACUGGCCUCUUUCUUCCAUUUCUUUUUUUAAGAGAGUACUGCAGUUUAAUUUACUCAGUAGUGCUGGGCAAUUAACUGUAAUUUCGUUUAAAUUAUUUGAAUUCCAUUUUGUUCCGUUUUAUUCUUCUUCUGUCAGCUCAAUAUAAACAUUGCACAGUUUCUCUAGCGAUAAAGCAGAUCAAGCCUGAACUGUGUGAAGCCUGAACUGAACUGUGUUGGGAGUUGUAGUUUCCAACAGGCCAAUAUUCUACAUUGUUAAGUGCAGAAAACAUGGUAAUUAACUACAAUGAUGAUAAUCCAUUGCGCCUACUUGUCCGUCUGUGUGUUUCUUUUACGCCUGUUACGUUGCGUUAGUGUGUGGCAGACACAGAGGUCAAGAGAAGAGACAGAAGAAUGCUCGAUCCGAAGGGAUAGAGAGUAGUUGCUUCACGAGUUACAUCUACCUAAAAAUAUUUGAUCUAAGUAUGCCUUAUUUACUUUGAAGAACUACUAAAAUAGUGAUUAAGUCAGACAGCAUAGGCAGCAGCUCUAUAUGAACCGAACCGACCUCAGAAAGCACUAAUUUACUGUUACCGCAAUUUAAUUUUCAUGUCAGUUGUUUAACAACAUUAUAUUUUUACAUUGAUUCGGUGACAACAAAAUUAGAGAAAAACAGUCACUGAACACUCUUUUAAAGCAAAUCAGAUAAGUGUCUAUCAUAAUUAUUUACCUCCUUACAUUUAGUUGCUUUACAAAGUGGGAUUUAAAGGGAUUUAUUGUGAUUGUUUUUGUCAUUGAUCCACAGAAAAUACUCUAUAACAUCAAAGUGAAAAUACAUUUCUACAAAUGUUUACAAAUAAACAAAAAUACAUAAAUAAAAUGUAUUGGUUAUAUAAGUAUUCAACCCAUAUGUUAUGGAAAGCCUAAGUAAUAAUUCAACCACAAAAACCAGAGAGGUUUUCCAAUGCCUUGCAAAGAAGGGCACCAAUUGGUAGAUGGGUAAAAAAAAGCAGACACUGAAUAUCCCUUUAAGCAUGGUAAAGUUAUUAAUUAGGCUUUGGAUGGUGUAUCAAUACACUCAGUCACUACAAAGAUACAGGCACCUUCCUAACUGAGUUGCCAGAGAGGAAGGAAACUGCUCAGGGACUUCACCAUGCCAAUGGGGAUUUUAAAACCAUUACAGAGGAUAAUGGCUGUGAUAGGAGAAAAUUGAGGCCGGAUUAACAUCAUUGUAGUUACUCCACAAUACUAACCUAAAUGACAGAGUGAAAAGAAAGCCUGUACAGAAAAAUGUGUCAAAGGAAUUCACUUUUUGUUCUGAAUACAAACCGCUAUGUGUGGGGCAAAUCCAACACAUCUCUGAGUGCCACUCCAUAUUUUCAAACAUGGUGGUGGCUGCAUCAUGAUAUGGGUAUGCUCGUAAUUGGCAGGGAUGGGAGUUUUUCAGGAUAAAAAGAAACGGAGCGGAGCUAAGCACUAGUAAAAUCAUAGAGGAAAACCUGGUUUAGUCUCCUUUCCACCAGAGACAAUUUCCCCUUUCAGCAGGACAAUAACCGAAAACAAAAGGCAAAAUAUACACUGGAAUUGCUUACCAAGACUACAUUGAAUGUUCCUGAGUACAGUUUUGACUUAAAUCGUCUUGAAAAUCUAUGGCAAGACUUGAAAAUAGCUGUCUAGCAAUGAUCAUCAACAAACUUGACAGAGCUUGAAGAAUUUUGAAAAGAAUAAUGGCAUAAUAUGGCAUAAUCCAAUUGUGCACAGCACUAAGGGGCCGAUUCGGACCCAAGUUAAGCACGCGUAAAUGGAACCCGCUAUUCAUUUUGUGGAGAUCUAAUAAAUGAAGGUGUAGCGGAUUUGUGUCUACAGAUAUGGCGUAUUCUGAUCUUGACUUAAUUCCCUAAUAAUUCCACCACUUUUACACACGAGGAAACCAUAAAUAAGGUCUAGCAAACCGACCAAUUCCAAGUGGAAAAAGCAUCUACUUAAUUUUUUCCGAUAGAAAUAAUACUUUUUCCAUGCAAUGUAAUUUACAACUUGUUAAGAGCUAUUGAUAAGAUCUAGGUAAAUGAGUCAUCUGUUUGGCUAAGGGAAUUGUAAAUAUAAAUUACACUUGUUUUAGAUCUAUUUUACCUUAUAAUCGCUGGAGACAAAUGUGAAACCAGUUAUAUGGCAGCAAACAGGAGCAUAUCAACAUACCCACGGUAAAGUUUAUGAAUUGUUGUGCCAUUAUGCAAAAUGUAAAUUGUAAGGGCUUUUAACUUGCAGGAAUGGGCACUCUCGAAUGUGUUAAUUAUAGGCUACUCAGACGUUCUCUGUUUCCUAUUUCUAGCAUUUUAAUAGCCAAUAUCAGUAUUGAUUGUCAGUAGGCAUAAUAACCACACAUAUUCAACUGUCAAUUUCCUGUUAGUUCCCUUCAGAUGGUAAAGCCUACGUUAUCAUUCCAUUUAAUUACAUUGUUUAGUUUACCUUAAUUGCUUCCUCUGUAAACGCCGUCAUGGCCGUGUGGUUGUUGCAGAAGAUCAUUAGUGACAAUUGAUGAUACUGUAUAUAAAAAGAAAUGUAAGCUAAUUAAUUCAUAAUGGAGCAGCGGCGCAGACCAAGCCGUAACGGUUUGGACCUGACGCAUGGCGCAAUACUUGGCUGUGUCGUCACACAGUUCCAUGGUUUGUGUUCCAUGGUUUGUGCAGGCAAUAGACGAGGGUAUAGCCUACUAUUGUACACUAUUCUCCCUAUUAUAAUUCUACUGUGUAUACAGUAAUCUUUCAACAUUAUCAUGGAUUGAGGAACUGAAUGUGACAAUUUUCAGAAUGAAUUAAACCACAAUUUUCUUUCUUUUGUGCGUAAAGGAUCUCCAAACCUGUUUUUUAUGAUUCUAAAGUAUUUUCCUUAACCUAAAUAAUCUGCAAGAUCAGAGUAUUUUUUUUAUCUACCAAUUGGUGCUGAAACAGAGAAGAAUAUGCAUAUAUUUAGAUGGCUUUUAUUCAUUACCUAAUUAUAUACCUAAUUUUCUGAAGCCGUUUUCUCGACAUAUUCUAGUGAGUCUGUCAACAAAAUUCAAACUUAAAGGUACACUGUCUUUAAAGGGGCGGCUUAAGAUAAAUGUACUGAAACCCCUAUUGAAUGAAAACUCCACGAGAAAAUCUGUUGGCCAGCAAGUGGGAGGAUUUUCAGGGGUUGAAUGAAAUUUAUUCAGAGCGCACAAGGCAGCCAUAACUGCAGAGCACACUAAGCGACUUAAUAAGGUAUGUCUGAACACCAAAUACUGAGAAGUGCAUAGGAAAGGCGUCAUUGGGAACGUCAAAUUCCAAAGUCUGAAUCGCCCCUAUGAGACUUACCCAAUAAGUAUACCCAAACGUGUUCUAUAAAGAAGACUUACAGCAGUAAUCACUGCCAAAGGUGUUUCUAAGAUCCCACUGGGUAAAACAGUUUGAACCCCCAAAAAAUCUAUGUGAUAACAUUGAAUCAACGUGGAAAACGAAUUUGAUUUGCAAAAAGUAAUCAAUGCAAGGACAUUUUGU